UUUCAGUUCCCUUGACUUUGCUAAACACUGACGUGUUUUUGUGUACGCCUGCUUCAAAUAUUUGUUUUUCUAUUGUUAAAGCGUAAUAAACUAUAUAGACAACACAUUACAGUGCAAUCUAACAUUAAUUUCUAAAAACUAAACCUAUUCACAAUGCUGAAAGCCGUAAUUCUAAUUGGAGGACCGCAAAAAGGUACUCGCUUCCGCCCCCUCUCUCUGGACACACCAAAGCCCCUGUUCCCGAUAGCAGGCUUCCCUCUGAUCCAGCACCAUAUAGAAGCAUGUGUGAAACUGGAGGAAUGCAAGGAGAUCCUCAUCAUUGGGUCGUACACCACCAAUACCAUGGCACAGUUUGUCAAUGAUAUGCAGAAGGAGUAUCAUGUUAUUAUCAGAUACCUUCAAGAGUUCACCCCGCUGGGCACUGGCGGUGGUCUCUACCACUUCAGGGACCAAGUCCGAGCGGGCAAUCCUUCAGCAUUCUUCCUGCUCAACGGAGAUGUUUGUGCUGACUUCCCGCUCAAGGAGCUGUGGAAUUUCCAUGCAGAAAAAGCUAAUGCUUUAGUCACAAUAAUGGGCACAGAAGCGACCCGUCAGCAGUCAGUCCACUACGGCUGCAUGGUGCGGGAAGGCUCCACGAAGUCAGUGACCCACUACGUGGAGAAGCCGAACAGCUAUGUGUCCACUCUCAUCAACUGUGGGGUGUAUGUGUGUUCGCUACAAGUCUUCCACACUAUGGCUGACUCGUUCCAGAAGAAACAGGAUGGGUUUUAUAGUGGUAACGGCCAAACCAGUCCUCAUCCUGGCUACAUGUCCUUUGAGCAAGAUGUGCUGAUGCAGCUUGCUGGGACCAACAAGCUGUAUGCUAUGCAGGUAACUAACUGGUGGUCCCAAGUGAAGACGGCAGGUUCAGCGAUAUACGCCAACCGUCACUACUUAGAGCUCCACCGCGAUCGGAUGUCCAAGGAUAAGCCCUGCACCAUACUGCCUGAUGUCUUCGUACAUCCCACCGCUGUUGUCGACUCUACUGCUGUUAUCGGGCCGAACGUGUCUAUCGGCGCCGGAGUGACGAUAAAGGCAGGUGUGCGGAUCAAGGAGUCGAUCGUACUGAACAACGCCACGGUACAUGAGCACGCGCUUGUUAUGUACUCUGUCGUCGGCCAAGAAGCGUCAGUAGGAGAGUGGUCCAGAGUGGAAGGUACACCUUCAGAUCCGGACCCGAACAAACCAUUCGCGAAGAUGGACAACACGCCGCUUUUCAACACCGAUGGGAGGUUGAACCCAUCCAUUACUAUAUUGGGUGCUGGAGUAGUCGUCCCGGCAGAAACAAUCCUCCUAAACUCAAUAGUGUUGCCACAUAAACAUCUAACAAGGAGUUUUAAACACGAAAUUAUUUUAUAGUGUCAUCUGGCAACAUUGGUUCGAAUGAACAGACCACAGAUACAAAAUUAUUGUAAUGACUAGAAAAUGUUUGAUACAAAAAGUCUAAGAUAUGUAGCUUUCUUUAAAAUAAUGACAAUGAAAGAGAUCGACUUGCAGCAAGAGCUAUUGUGCCUAUAAUCAACGCUUAGGACAUAAUGCAGCGUGAGGUGUAGUCUAGAUAGCACAUUCAUCUAAUUUUUUUUAACCCUUUGUAUGUUUGGAACCUCGAUCCACGCGAAACACAAUGUGUUUUUUAUUGUUGUCUUAUAUGCAGCAUACGAGAGGUUAAUACGUUGCCCCACACUAGUAUUUUCUCCUGUAUCGUGCGUGGUUUAUUUACAAACAUACAAGUUCACAUACAAAUUACACCCAGACUCGAACCAAUUAUUUGUGGAACACAGAAAGAGUUGCUCCGUGCAGGAAUCGAACCCGCUACACGUUGCACGGCAGCCAGUUGCCCAGGCACCGCAUAAGAGUACGCGGGCCGUCCACUGGGACUCGUCAAUUCCAGACUGUAUUCAUUUUCGAUCUCUUUGACUGAAUAUUGGUGUUACAUUGUUCUCACAUAAUUGAACCAACAAAAAAAUAUAACUAAGAAUUGUAUUGUGAACCUGAUUGAAAAAGAGUAACCUAUGGAGUUUCUUGCUCGUUCUUUUCCAUAGGAAUAUAAACUUUGGACCGAGUAGAUAGCUUCACUAGAGGAAAAUUUUGUUUCUUUUUUUUAUAUUGUAAUAUUUGCUUUCAAAAAUGCCUUCCCGGUCUAUUUGUAAUAAAUAAUUUUGACUAAUACGGGCUCUUAUAUACCUACGUAAAUAGCAAGCGAUCUUUAUAAAUGUAAUAUUUUAAGAAACUACUAUCUUAGGGUUUUUGUAUGCCAGUUCAUUGAAGCCUAAGAUUUUAUAUGCUUAUAUUAUGUAUCCUAAUAUAUAAAUAAGUUCUUAUUUAUAAGUUGUAAAUUAAGAAUGGAAAACAUAUUUUUGUUAAGCUACUAUUGAUCUUAAUUGACCAAUGUAUUGAAAACUAUUUAUUUAAUUUACACGUACAUCACAGUUCACUGAAAUAAACUAUUUGGUUAGUUAAAAGUAAGACCAACAUUUAUUUGAAUAAAUAUGUUUAUUCAAAAGAAUGCUAUUUUGUAAAAUUCUCAGUGACGUUUCCAGUUUUUUGAUCACAUAACCACCAUUGAGCAAGCGCGGUGAUUAAGCAUGCUUUUCCACCAGAGAUGUGCUAUGUAGCUAUGCUACAAAGAUGUAAUAGCUAAGCUGUGAAACUAUGUGACCGUUUCCACUGAUAUUAAGCUAUGUAGCUGUAAGUAGUAAGAUGUUCUACGAAGAUGCGCCGCCGGGAAGUAGCUGUGCGCGGAAAAUGCGCACCUCGAGUAUGUAUCGAUAGUAGAGAAGUCAUUCAUAUCACGCAUGUUUCCAUAUAAAAACAUAGCUUAGCUGAAUCCAUUUCCACCAGUGCUAAACUAUGUGUACCUAUGAAUAUGAUUGGUGGAUGCCAAACGCAUCGUAGCAUAUACGUAGCAUAGCACAUCUCUGGUGAAAAGCCUUAUGCUCAUACCUUCUCCGUGUCACAAGAGGUUUUUAGUCAGUAGUGGCCACUUAUAGGUUGAUUGUUGAUGUGACAUCCAAAAAAUUAUCCCCCUAAUCUAUACAGUCGAGUGUUAAAAAAUACUAACGUAGUAAAAGUUAAAAAUGGUCACCCAUCCAGAUAUAGACCUCGGCAAGUAUGACUUAACCAAUAAACAAUAAAGCUAUUACUACAAGUUACGUAGCAACAAAAACAUUUUUUCGUUGACAUUGAAUUCGCAUUCGCAUUCACUUUCUUACAUUUUUUUUUUUUUUGUCAAUUUUAGCUCAAAAGCCAUUGUACCUUGUCCAUCGACUUUUUCUCAGUCGCCACAGAUUAAAACCUUCGUUCUUGUUCCUGCUUCCGAUUUCCUGACGAAGCUCACGUACUUAUACAAAUGAGAAAGAAGUGUAAUUACUUAAAUACAGCGUUUGAGACGGGAAAAGUGUUCUUUUUCUAAAGAAAAAACUAUUCUGGAACCUAUUGUCUAGUAAUAGGCUUGAUCUCCUAUUAUUGUUUAUUUUUUCAUUAGCCACAAAACUUCCACUGCUAAAUGUAGGCCCAAAUGACCGUCGGUCUGAGUCAGUCACAUUGUAAGCAACUUGCAUCUAGUGGCUUUUUGCGACCCUUACGGUACUUUUCCACCAGAGGUGUGUUAUGCUACGUUGAAGUCCACCAAUCAUAUUUAUUGGUCCACACAGCAUAGCAAUUGAGGAAAUAGACUCAGCUAAGUUAUGUUUUUUAUAUGGCAAGAUACGUGCUAAAGAUGGCUUCUCUAAUAUCGAUAUACGUACUCGAGCUGUGCAUCUUCCUCGCACAGUUACAUUGUUUAGUAUCAGUGGAACGGUUACAGUUUCACAGCUUAGCUAUUACAUCUUCGUAACAUUAUUAAUUACAUAGCACAUCUCUGGUGAAAAAGCAUCCAUAUCAGGUCGUCUACCCUUGUGGGAUUUAUUUCUUUUAAUUUCCUAGAAAUUAGUUUCACUAAAUAGACCAAAGCGUUAAGUCAAAUAAAUACAUUACGUAAACUAAUUUUCAAAAACAAAUUGUUUAAUAUUUGUCUAUUCACAUUAAUCUUUACACUAAGAGACAAUAAAACAAACACACAAUGUAAUAUAAUUUUAUAUUAAGUUUUAUAUUGUAUGCGCGUGAGUUUACUACUUAGGCUCUUUUUUUAUAAGGUGGAAAAAUUAUCCAAUGACUUCUCCCGGCUUGGACGAGGCGAGAGGGAGUAUCAGACUUACUGACUAAAAACCACCCCGUUCCUACUCCUGCUUUUCGAGCCGGAGCCUCGGUAAACCCGCUAGGUACUCCGCAGCUCCGACUAUGUAAGGCUCUGGAUCACUACUGAUGAUAGGACCUACGAUCAUAAGUCAGUCCUUUCCUUGAGAAAAUCAUACUUUGUUAAAUACAUAGUUGGUAAACUCACGCGCAGGCUACACGUAUGUGUAAUAUUGUGUAUCUAUGUAACAUAUUUGUUAAGAUUUGGUGCUUUAAAUAAAUGAUAUGAGCACAU
Spodoptera frugiperda (fall armyworm) is the source of this 4507-nucleotide messenger RNA. It is a transcript of the gene Gmppa, whose product is annotated as mannose-1-phosphate guanyltransferase alpha. The transcript has 9 exons. The record is from RefSeq and is a predicted model, not a curated record. The coding region runs from base 154 to 1398 and encodes 414 amino acids. NCBI's taxonomy places the organism in Eukaryota, Metazoa, Arthropoda, Insecta, Lepidoptera, Noctuidae. Gene Ontology annotation, biological process: biosynthetic process. Gene Ontology annotation, cellular component: cytoplasm.